Trichosporon asahii var. asahii CBS 2479 is the source of this 2514-nucleotide messenger RNA. RefSeq lists its product as uncharacterized. The record is from RefSeq and is a predicted model, not a curated record. Gene Ontology annotation, biological process: TORC2 signaling. Bases 1 to 2514 code for a protein of 837 amino acids. The transcript is spliced from 13 exons. Lineage: Eukaryota; Fungi; Basidiomycota; Tremellomycetes; Trichosporonales; Trichosporonaceae. Gene Ontology annotation, cellular component: TORC2 complex.
AUGACCUGCAAUGCUGACAGACAGGUGGAGAGCCUGAUGAGCAAGCUCGCUAUCGAGAAGAGAGUGCAGUAUGGCGCCGAGAAGAUGCUGGACCGAACGGGGGAUGAGCAGGAGCAGGUCAAGCAGCGCAUCACCGCACAGCUCGAGAGUGCGAAUGGCAACAUCAAGACGCUCGAAGAUCGAUUGGAACGGUUACGAGGCACACCGACGCCGACGGCCCGCGAUGCUGAACGGUCUCAGCACGACGGGGACGUCGCCCACGUCGACUUUGCUGAGUGCGGGCAACGAGGGGACAGCCCGCGAUCGACGCCGACUCAUCCCUCGCUUUCACUCGCAGGCUCCCCGGCUCCAGAUGUGGACGAGGAGCACCUCGCCUCUCUGCGCAUCAGCGUGCGCGCGUACCUACGCAAACUCCGCGAUGUCUCCCACUACGAGGGGAAGGGGAAGGAGGUCGACCGCGGCGAGGAUGGGUGGGAGGCGCUGACGAAUCUGGCCGACUUGUUCAAGAAGAACCCGGGACUGCAGAAACAGGUCGACAUGCACGACGUGCUGCACUGCACUAUGCCCUUCCUCGCAGACACCGCCAGCGUUUCCCAACGAGCAGCAGCAUACAGGCUGCUCCGGUAUACGCUGAGUCGGCGGAACUGGGGUCUGAUGCUGAACGCUGGCAUCGAGACAUUCACGCGAGAUGCGAAAGCAGUGUGCGAGAGGGAACAGGCAUUGCGUCUUAUCCGUGCCGUGGUCACCCUCCCAAUCGACGAGCUGCACGACCCAUGCCCAACGUUGAACUAUAAGGUCGCCCUGCGGCCGGGGUUCGUGCGCGCCGUCGUCAGCGCGGCGGAGAAUCCGGACGAUCCAAUGCACACCGUGUGCAUGGAGACGCUGACUGAGAUUGCACUUCUGGAUCUGGAGUGUCUCUUGCGCGCAGACGCUUUCCGCGUCAUCUUGAAUGCAUUCAAGGAUGGGCCGUUCGAGCUCGGACUGGGCAUGACGGGGCUGAUGCUGUAUCUCGUCAACUGGCCGCAUACACGCCAGCUCCUGGUCCCUGGCAGCGACCUUGAGACGGUCCUCGUCGGCUUGACGGAGCAGUACGGCAAGAUCCCCUCGCGGCAGAUGCAGAAGCACCUCGACAACUUGGACCACUGCAGCGACUUCCGGGCAAUCAAGUCGUUGAUCUCGUCGCUCUUCGUCCCCAUGGCGGAGAUGAGGGCACCGUCGUGGACUUCGGCGUUUCUCGACGGACGCCGACUCACGGUAUACAAUCGCGCGUAUGAGGCGACAAAGGGCGAGUUCGCCCAGGAGGUCACGGACGACGAUGAGAUGCCGCACCGCCUCAACCUCGUUGACAACUACAUCGCCUUUCUCCUUGCCGUGUUCAUCGAGGCGGGACUUCUUGAGGAUGAGUCAUGCACCCAGCCAGUGAACCGAAAGGCGACCCUGCUGCUGGGUGAGAUCCUCCAGCUGGCGAGCCACAUUCUGCCGCUCCAGUAUGCGGCGAGGAUCCAGGAGUCCCUGCUCCGCAGUCAGCGGCAAGUGCAGCAGAUGAAGCUGCGCCUCGGGCUGCAGAUCGAGGACAAGCAGUUCCAGGCGAUGAUCAAUGAGUCUGGGCCGCGACCACAACAAGUGGAACUACGACAUCAUCAUGGAGUUGCUCCAGGGCCCCCUGCUGAACCCGAAACGACUCGACGAGGUCAUCAAAGCGACCAAGUUCAUCCGGCGCCUCUUCUCCUUCCUGCACCCGUACAACAACCGCUUCUCGGCAAUCCUGCGGACAAGAGUGGGUGGUUGUGUGUUUACCUUGCUAACCCAUCAGCCGAACUACAAAUGGGUGCGGCUCGCGCGAGCGCUUCUCACGACGAUGCUGAUCAACCCCGAGGGCCAGAAGUUCCUCGCCGACGACAAGCUCCUGCGCCAGAUUGUGGAGUGCCUGACCGAGCUGGACCAGUAUGCCGGUCAGCCGGCGUCGCAGCCCUUCUUCUCCGUCGACAGGCUCGAGCACACCCUCUCCUUCGGCUACUUCGAGAUGAUUGGUAUCCUGACCAAACACCAGGUCGGCAUCCAUUCUUCACGUGCUUCUACCACCUGUGCGAGUUGCGCAGCCGCGGCGACAUCAUCAAGCUCAUCAUCGAGUGCUGCGACUACACCAUCAACGCUCAUCCGCGUAUCGUGCUGUCCAAGGCGCUGACCUCCAGCUUCCUGCUCCUCGUGACGCAGCUGUACGAUCCUGCGAUGGAGGUGUGCGAAAUUGCAGUGAUGUACCUCGAGGAGGCGUGCAGCAACCCGGACAACCUCGAGAAGGUUGUGCAGCUGCGCCCAACGUUAGAACAUCUCGGCGACAUUGGCGCAAACCUGUUCCUUCCAACUAACGACAGAACACCAUCGCAAGGCUCCCCUGCGCACUCGCCGACACAUCGCUACCCACCUCCUACGUCGCAGCGAUGGCACAGUGGGGGUCACCGGCGCGGCCGAGCGUCGAGCACCUGGGCUCGAGCGUCUCGACGCGCUCGUACCUAG